This is a messenger RNA of Chiloscyllium plagiosum (whitespotted bambooshark), 3705 nucleotides long. It is a transcript of the gene cenpn, whose product is annotated as centromere protein N. Gene Ontology annotation, cellular component: nucleoplasm. NCBI's taxonomy places the organism in Eukaryota, Metazoa, Chordata, Chondrichthyes, Orectolobiformes, Hemiscylliidae. Gene Ontology annotation, biological process: CENP-A containing chromatin assembly; chromosome segregation. The record is from RefSeq and is a predicted model, not a curated record.
GUUUUGGCGGGGCGUGCGGGUGGCGGUUGGAAUCGGAGAUUGAGGUGCCUGGAAAUGGAUGCAACAGAAUACCUGAUUAAAGUGCUGUCAAGGUUUCGAAUAAGUGACUUCCCCAAGUUACUGAAAUCCUGGGAUUUUCUGUCUGCAAGUCAACUUCAGGAAAUAAACUUCAAGGAGUAUACACGAAAAGACCUAAUUUUGGAGAUAGCUGCACUCUGUGAGGGCAAUGGAGUAACCCUAAAUCAGAUAGCAGAUUUGGAUAUGAUUUAUUAUUGUACAUACCCUCAGAAGAAAAGAUGGAGUUCCUACCAAAUGUUUAGGUCAAAAGAUGGUGAGGAAGCAACUUUAUUUGAUUUUGGACACUUCAAAAAAACAUUUGAAAGAAAUCUCAAAAUGCUCAUUAGAAAUGUCAUGGUCAACUUUUUGGAACAUGGGGAAGCAGUUUGGAUCCGAAUUGCAUGGGGCAAACAUCACUCCCCACCUAACCAGCAACGGGCUGCCUAUGCAGUGUACUACCCACAUACCCCUUAUGUUUUCAUGGCUAAUAUUGUUGCACAGUACAGGGUGUAUCUUUCUCAGGCACUGGUUGUUGCUACCGAGCAUAACAUGCUCAAAGAAUUGGAUCUACGAGGACGUUGUUUGGACUCCCUUCGAGCCAUUACUCUUAAAAGAUUUAAUCCAGCACUUUCUAUGCAGCACAGGAAAGCACUCCAACAGAUAAACACCAAUCAGGAAUCUGUACAAGAUCAGAGGAUCAUCAUAGAAAAUCUCAGAGAGAAGGAAGAUGCCAAAAGAUUAACAUUUGCAACUUUUGGUGAAGGAUCGCUCCCAAAACUGGAGGAGGUUCAUUACAGAUUACAAACUGUUUUUAAGGAUGAACACAACAUGGGGCUCUUAUCAGACAGAAGAAAACCAUUCCGAUGUGUGGCAAAGUUUUCCAGUCCAAAUAUCCUUGAGUCAUUGAGAGCACUUCCAGCACUUGGGAUUGCUGAUGUUCCCAUUUCAACCAUGUUCAGCAGUAUACCAGAAAAGGGAAAGAAUUAUUUCAAAAUAAUGGAUAAAAGGACGGGUGGACCGAAUACAUCAGGCCCUUAACUUUAUAGUCCAAGGACAUUCUGUAAAUACUUGUAUGUUUCCUGUGGAAAACCCUUGCCUCUUCAAUUAUGUAAUGAAGCUUUAGAUUUUCCCCAUGUCUAUUGACAAAUUUUUUGCACAGUGUGAAUGUGACAUUGUUAAUGUUACUUCCUAAAAUUAAUCUUCACUUUAUCAGAAGCAAUUCAUACAAUCCCAUCUUUGCAAAGUUUAAUAAAAAAAACAUUUGACAUAAUGUCUUUGAAAAAAAUUAGGAACUUUAUACAUUUCUAUGUCAUUUUGUUUUAUACUUUCUAGGUUCCCCAUGUACAGGAAUGGGGAAAUUAAGCAGGACAGUGAUGCCCCUGCAGUGUUAGAUUUGGUAAUGCCAAUUGUAGAUCCACAAGUGCAUAACGGCAUUAUUUGAGAAAUGUGAAAGAAUUUGGCAUCCUUAGAAUCUGACCCUUCAAGGUGCUAAAUAGGUGGUUAAUAACUUUGAUUAAACAACGCCCUAUGAUGUCUUUCUUUCCAUCUGUUCACUACAGUCUAUUCCAGGUUCAUGUUCUUGCUUUAAAAUUGUUACAACUGGUUUUAAAUAUGUUAUUAUGUGGGAGGUGCCUACAGACUAAAAUGCCGCUAUGCUGUGCUGUCUUGGUUUGUAAGAGGUUAUAUGGUUGUGCCUUUACAGUUUGAAAAUGUUUGUACGUUACCCCAUGAAAAUUUCCCUUUCAGAUAAUAGUUUCAAACAAAUGUUUCUAUGCCAUCUGGCUUGCAUUUUUUUAAAGAAAAAAAUGCAAGAGAUGUUUUAAUUAAGAUAUUUAGAUAAUUACUUCUUUGCAACUGUUAUAGUUGUACUUCUGUUUUUAUUCAAAAUGUUCUUCAGUUCCCUGUCUUCUAGCCCUCUUCCUACUGAAACUGUUUUUGUUUUGCUGCUUCUACUGUUUGUCUUCAUGAUUACCAAAAGGUUGCUUACUCUAUCUGUAAGAGUAUGACUGACUGACUGACUGAUUUCUACCUUACACAUGCCUUAUGUACUACAACAUGUGGAAAUUUCAAGUGGUGAUUAAUAUUCCAACCAGCCUAACUGGACAAUGUUGCACUCUAAAUUUCGGGAGAGUGAAUCAAAGCUUCAUUUUGGUGAAUUUGACCUUUAAUUUAAGACCAGGUUAGUGGAUUAAAUGAGAAAAUGGUUCAGUGUGGGUCUUCCACUUGCAUACUGUCAGAUUUCUAUAUCUAAGUGGGUUGUAAUCUAAUGUUUAAUAAAUCUCUUUCAAAUCUGCAACUCGGAAGAAUGGAGAAGCCACUAGGUUUGAGAACAUGCUGAAUAUACUCUUGCAACAUUUGGUUGUAGAUCUUUUGAAACAAAAUCCACUUAAUCCUUAGUUGGCAAGAAAGCCAGUUUCCCAUAAAUGAUUUUCUAACCAUGUAUCAAGUUUGAGACAGAAUGUUAGGUGAGCAUUUGGUUAAAUCGCUGUUUUAUGUAUCAUUUAGAAUUAACUUAAUGUAAGACAAAUUGCACUCUCAUCUGCCAAGUUGCAUUUUAUGCAAAUAAUAAUUCACUUUUUUGCCAGGGAAAUAAUUAGAAUUUAGCAGCUUGCUCUAUCAAGACUAUAUCUCCAGCUAGAGGUACAAUCAACAUUAUGCUACCAGAAAGGUUAUUCUCCUUCCUUUUCUAAGGAAAACAUGUCAAUAAAGUUUUAUUUUGGAGAGUGUCAAGAGUGAGAUGGUAAACUGGUCCACCUCUACUUCCAUUUUUAACCCAGGCUUUGCUUAAAAUGUCUUGGUGAGGAAACGCAAGUGCUUUUGUUUAAUUCCUAUUCACUUGUACAUACCCCAUAUAGGUUAUCAUUUCCACUUGGUUGUCUGAGAUCUUGCAUUGGGUCAAUCUUUUCUCUAUUUAAAAAUACCUCAUUACAGCACAAAGACUAAUUCAAUUCACAAGCUUCUGCAUCUGCACAAGCAAUGAGCGGCAUUCGAGUUUGUAGCUUUCCAGAUGAGUUCUGUAAAGAGACCCCUCCAACUGAAAUGAUGUGCUGAGCUCUUACAUUUCUUGAGCCCAGGUUAACAUGGAACAAUAGUUGAAGUUUAUGAACAUUUGUUCUGCAGCCAUUCAUUUGAGCUCCACGUAUGUUUGUUUGAAUCAGCAGUGAAUGUUGAGCUAUUCAGUUUUGAAGUAGAGCAGCUGAGCCAGACAGUCCACACAUUGCUUUCUGCAGGACAUGAAUAUCAGUAGUGCAAACUCUUCACCAGUUUUCUUUUUCAGAUUAUUGGGAAUGGAAGCUAAUUAUAUUAUUCUAACUUAAAUUACAACUCUGCACAGAUUGUAUCCAACUUUAAAGGUCCAUGUGUCUCAAUUACUUUAUAAGUGUAAUUUUUGAUAAGCUCAUUAUGAAGAUCUAAUUGGACAAAUAUUACAGCAGCCCAUAAUUAAAGCUUUUCUGCAUGCAAUCCAAAAGAUAUUUCAGUACAGCUGACAGUUGGUGGGGAUGAAUUGAUCCAGUCUUGUUGUGAAUCUAGCCUUGACUGGGCUCUUUAAAGUAUUGUUUGAAAACUAUUGACAUUCAUUUGCACAGUGUAAAGUUGUUUAAUAGUUUUAUUUAUGUAAAUGCAAUAAAUUUUUGUAGUUACUUGGAA